This is a messenger RNA of Macadamia integrifolia, 912 nucleotides long. RefSeq names its product gamma-interferon-responsive lysosomal thiol protein-like. The coding region runs from base 73 to 789 and encodes 238 amino acids. The transcript is spliced from 5 exons. NCBI's taxonomy places the organism in Eukaryota, Viridiplantae, Streptophyta, Magnoliopsida, Proteales, Proteaceae. Gene Ontology annotation, molecular function: oxidoreductase activity, acting on a sulfur group of donors, disulfide as acceptor. The record is from RefSeq and is a predicted model, not a curated record.
UGAGAGUCCUUCCAUCUCACCCAGUCCUCCUCAUUUCCCCAAUUUCAGUUUUCCUUCACUCUCUGCCCAUCCAUGGCUUCUCUUCGAUUCUCUUCCCUUCUUCUUCUGAGCUGCAUUUUCGUGUUCGCUUCUGCCAGAGAUUCUCCUUAUGCUCCUGCCCCAAAAGUCUCACUGGGUGUGUACUACCAGACCUUAUGCCCUCCCUGUUCCAGUUUCAUCCUCAACAAUCUUUCGAAGGCCCUCGAUAAUGGACUCAUUAAUAUUCUCGAUAUCAAGCUCGUUCCAUAUGGAAACGCCAAGUUACUAGGCAAUGACACUAUCAUCUGCCAGCAUGGCCCACAAGAGUGCUUUUUGAAUACUGUGGAAGCCUGUGCCAUUGAUGUCUGGCCUAAUCUGUAUGACUAUUUCACAUUCAUUUCCUGUGUUGAAGAACUGAGCCCAGAUGUCAAAUACAUAGUGUGGCAAUCCUGUUUUAGGAAAUUGAAUUUGGACCCAAAACCCAUCUUAGCUUGUUCUUAUGGUAGACGCGGGAAGGAGCUUGAACUUAAAUAUGCAAACAUGACUGGUUCUCUUAGACCUCCUCUUGAAUUUGUCCCUUGGGUAACAGUCAAUAAUCAGCCACUCUAUCAGGACUAUGAGAACUACACAAGGUAUGUGUGCCACGCUUACCAAGGCACAACUGUGCCCGGGAUUUGCAGGUCACUAACAGAUCAUAACACCCCAGGGAUACCAAGCGCGGCCCCUGGACCUGUCCCCCAUGAAGUUGUCUUUGGAAUACAGAGGCUCUAGAUGAUGUUAUAGAAGUCUAUACUCUGAUGUUAUCUAUUCUGUGUGCUUGACCCAUCAUGGGUCAUCCCAAAUAAAUAUGUAAUAAUUGGGAAAAAUAAAAAUAAAUGAAUUAUUUAUGGUUGA